Gymnogyps californianus (California condor) is the source of this 732-nucleotide messenger RNA. It is a transcript of the gene TGFB1, whose product is annotated as transforming growth factor beta 1. Gene Ontology annotation, cellular component: extracellular region. Gene Ontology annotation, molecular function: cytokine activity; type III transforming growth factor beta receptor binding; type II transforming growth factor beta receptor binding. The annotation marks the transcript as partial. Gene Ontology annotation, biological process: BMP signaling pathway; transforming growth factor beta receptor signaling pathway; regulation of cell population proliferation. The transcript is spliced from 5 exons. Lineage: Eukaryota; Metazoa; Chordata; Aves; Accipitriformes; Cathartidae. The record is from RefSeq and is a predicted model, not a curated record.
AUGGAGCUGGCGGUGCUGCUGGCGUUGCUGGGGGCGGCCCGGGCGCUCUCCACGUGCCGCUCGUUGGACCUGGAGGCGGCGCGGAGGAAACGCAUCGAAGCGGUCCGGGGUCAGAUCCUGAGCAAGCUCCGGUUACCGGCGCCUCCCGCCGAAUCCCCGCCCCGGCCUCUGCCCGAAGAGGUCCGGGCGCUUUACAACAGCACCCGGGAACUGCUGCGGCAGCGGGCCCGGCUGCGCCCACCCGACGACCCCGAUGAAUAUUACGCCAAGGAGCUGCACCGCUUCCCGAUGGAACCGGCCGGAGAGGGCCCGCUGGAGCACUGGCGCCCGACGAGCCACAGCACCUUCUUCAUCUUCAACACGUCGCGGGUGCGGGCGGAGAUCGGGCACGAGGCGCUGCUGCACCGGGCCGAGCUGCGGAUGCUGCGGCAGCGGGCGGGCGCCGAGAACCUGGGGGUCGAGCAGCGCCUCGAGCUCUACCAGGGCUACGGCAACGCCUCGUGGCGGUACCUGCACGGGCGCUCGGUGCGGGCGACGGCGGAGGAAGAGUGGCUGUGGUUCGAUGUCACCGACGUCGUCCAGCAGUGGCUCAGCAGCAGCGAGCCCCUGGGCAUGUUCAAGCUGAGCGUCCACUGUCCCUGCGAGCAGGGUCCCGGCGCUGCCGCCGACGACAUGCGCAUCACCAUCGAAGGCUUCGAGCAGCAGCGGGGGGACAUGCAGGGCAUCGCCAAG